GUGGGCUCAGGCGCCGGCGCGGCCCCGAUGCGUGGCUUCAUCCAAGACCGCGUGGUAGAUGGCAGGUCUGAGAACGUAUUCUUUUUUGGCAGCCAGGACGAGUCCGACUGCGCAUGCCGCGACGAACUGGGGGCCUGGGAGAAGGAGGGUUGUUUGAAGCUGUUCGUUUCGUUGAAUUCUCGCGGAGGCAGGGUGCUCGGAAGACGUGCGUGCAGGAUGUAAUCUCGCCUGGGGCAGCCUUGGUGGCGGAGCACGCCAGGAGAGGCGGUUCUAUUUAUAUGUGCGGUGACGCUUGCAAGAUGGUUCCCGUCGUGAAGGCCACCUUCGCCCGCGCGCUCACAGAAUCAGGCUUGGGGGGUGACUGCGUGGAGAAGGUGAUGGCCAAAGGCCAGUAUUACGAGCGCGUUUGGGCCGCGCAGUCCAUUUAAUUCGUUGCGACGCGUGCUGCGAGUCAGAGCUCAUUCGCUCGAUUUGCCGCAGAGCGUUUUCUCCGAAUGUGCUUUCUUGCGAUGUCGACCGCUUGCCAAACACCUUUUUGCCGUGGCCAUUCGGCGCGAAUGCCGUCGGUCGCCAGCUGCCUUCCGGCGCAGGCCGCGGCAAACGUCCGCCGCAAUGAGCCGCUUCACAGAGCAAGCAGCGGGCGGUAGACGUCCUGGUUCUUGGAAGGACAACAAGCACAUAUUGCC
Prorocentrum cordatum is the source of this 686-nucleotide messenger RNA. Lineage: Eukaryota; Dinophyceae; Prorocentrales; Prorocentraceae. The record is from the annotation of a GenBank genome assembly.